AACAGGAGCGAGAGAGGAGAGAGAGAGAGGGAGGAAAAAAUGAAGCAGACCUUAAAAACUCCCCACAAAUGAGUGUUUACCUCGGAUGAGUACGGCGGCCGCAGCGGAACACCGGAGCUCGGUUCGUGUCGGUCGACGGACACACAGAGAGAGAGAGAGAAAGGGAGAGAGAGAGAGAGAGAGUAAAAGAGGGUGAACAUAUCCGAGGGGAUUAACGUACAACAGGACUCCAACAGUAUCCGGAUUACUCGCUGGAGAGGAAAGAAAAAAAGGGAAACCGAGCGGACAUUUCUCGGUGCAGAGAGGAUGAGGUGACCGCCAGGAAACGGGAGGAAAAAGUGGUCGAAGUUGGACGCGGAGGAGGAGGAGGAGGAGGAAGAAGAGGAGAACCGGGGCCUGCAAGGAGAUUUAUUUAUUACACGUUUGUCGUGUAAAAAAAAAAAAAAAAAAAAACUUGGCUUUUUUUUCCGAUGCUGUUAAAAAUAAAAUAAGAAGCGUCGGUGUGUGUGUGUGUGUGUGUGUGUGUGUGUGUGUGUGGUUGGAGCCGAACUAUCUCCGCCGUACGGUUCCUCCGACACCGACUGGCUGCUCUCCACCGGAUACUAACAGCGCAGGAGACCGACCGGCUGCUUGUGCCGAUGCCAACGGCAGACUGCAGGUUGCUCCAUCAUGGCCGGAUCAUGAGGUGUCUGACUUAUCUCCUCCUGCUCCCAGAAACGCUGAAAAAGUCCAAGAAGGUCGGCAAGCUCCCGGUCCGGCUGCCGGUAUGUUAUGAGAUCCUGACUCUGUCCCUGAAGAAGAAGCAGCAGCAGCAGCAGCAGCAGAAACAGAAGGAGGAGAAGAUGGCUGCGGAGUUGUACCCCGCCAACAACACCACCAACAACCUGUCCAACGGCACCACGGUGGCGGCCGACACCGAGAAGACCAAGGAGCUGCAGGUGAGCCAGGCCAGCAGCAGCGGCAGCGCGGCGACCACCCCGACCACCCAGCAGAACAUCAACAACAACAACGUGGAUCCACCCAGCUGGCAGUGCAGCCACCCCACGCUGAGAGAGAGGAACGCCUUGAUGUUUAACAAUGAGCUGAUGGCCGAUGUCCACUUCAUCGUCGGCCCCUUGGGGGGAUCGCAGAGGGUUCCAGCACACAAGUAUGUGCUGGCCGUGGGAAGCUCGGUCUUCUGUGCCAUGUUUUACGGCGAUCUGGCGGAGGAGGAGUCUGAGAUCCAUAUCCCAGAUGUGGAACCUGCUGCUUUUCUAAUUCUGCUGAAGUACAUGUACAGCGAUGAAAUCGACCUGGAGGCGGACACGGUGCUGGCCACCCUGUAUGCUGCCAAGAAGUACAUCGUCCCCGCGCUGGCCAAGGCCUGCGUCACCUUCCUGGAAACCAGCCUGGAGGCCAAGAACGCCUGCGUGCUGCUCUCCCAGAGCCGCCUGUUCGAGGAGCCCGAGCUGACGCAGCGCUGCUGGGAGGUGAUCGACGCUCAGGCCGAGCUCUCGCUGUGCUCCGAGGGCUUCUGCGAGAUCGACCUGCAGACGCUGGAGAUCAUCCUGCGGAGGGAGACGCUCAACACCAAGGAGGUGGUGGUGUUUGAGGCUGUGAUGAGCUGGGCCUCUGCGGAGUGCAAGAGACAAGGUUUGGGGCCCACAACCCGCAACAAAAGAGAUGUCCUUGGCAAGGCGCUGUUCUUAGUGCGCAUCCCCACCAUGAGCCUGGAGGAGUUUGCCAACGGGGCGGCGCAAUGUGAUAUCCUGACACUGGAGGAGACGCACAAUGUGUUCCUGUGGUACACUGCGGCUAAAAAGCCCAAACUGGACUUCCCCUUGACUGCGAGGAAGGGUUUGGCGCCUCAGAGGUGCCACCGCUUCCAGUCCUCGGCCUACCGGAGCAAUCAGUGGCGCUACCGCGGCCGGUGCGACAGCAUUCAGUUCGCGGUGGACAAGAGGAUCUUUAUCGCCGGUCUGGGGCUGUACGGGUCGAGCGGCGGCAAAGCCGAGUACAGCGUCAAAAUCGAACUGAAGAGACAGGGGGUGACCCUGGCGCAGAACCUGACAAAGUUCGUGUCGGACGGGUCGAGCAGUACGUUCCCGGUGUGGUUCGAGCAUCCUGUUCAGGUGGAGCAGGACGCGUUCUACACCGUGAGCGCCGUGCUGGACGGGAACGAGCUGAGCUAUUUUGGCCAGGAGGGCAUGACAGAGGUGCAGUGUGGGAAGGUGACAUUUCAAUUCCAGUGCUCCUCCGACAGCACCAACGGGACCGGAGUACAGGGAGGACAGAUCCCAGAGCUUGUGUUCUACGCAUAAAGCUGCUCUGGACUGCUGAUGGGAAAAUUAGGUUCAUCCUCGCCUCCCAGCCUUCAAAGUAAUGUAGCAUUAAAGACACUCGACUAAUGUCACACUAAAUGGCCUGGUUAGUUCUUUGAGAGACUAUUUUAAAAGCCAAGGAGCUGUUGUUUUAUCUUAUUUAAUUUAAUGUUAUUUUUUUAAUUUAAUUACUGGGUUAACGUUAUUUGCUCUGAUGCCUGUGUUAAAAGGCUGCGGCUGCUGUAGAAACAACAUUAAUACAGUGAUUUGUGGUUAUGUAAUCAAGCUGAGCUACAAAACUGGAACAACUAGGGACCGCUUUAAAAUUGUGUAAUUGCAAGUCUAUAUACAAUGUUGUUACUAUAGUCUGAGCAGCAAUACUUCACGAGGAGCGACCUUUAUGUAGUGUUAUGAUUCUAAAUGCAAAAAAAAGUAGAAAUCUUGUCGAGAGCAGAGUUGUUUUGCACUUCAGAGGAUGGCCUCAGAAACGUUGUGUCUUUUGUAAAAUACAAAUUUAACUGUUAACAGCUUGACGCUGUUAAAGAUGACCAGAUGUGUUCUGUACAAGAAUGCUUAUACACCUGAUGAUAAAACAUAAAGGUUAUAAUGUGAUUGAA
Dicentrarchus labrax (European seabass) is the source of this 2917-nucleotide messenger RNA. Its product is annotated as BTB/POZ domain-containing protein 6-B. Bases 639 to 2300 code for a protein of 553 amino acids. Gene Ontology annotation, molecular function: protein binding. The transcript has 4 exons. The record is from RefSeq and is a predicted model, not a curated record. NCBI's taxonomy places the organism in Eukaryota, Metazoa, Chordata, Actinopteri, Moronidae. Gene Ontology annotation, biological process: neurogenesis. Gene Ontology annotation, cellular component: cytosol.